GGCAGGGACUAAUAAAUGCAUUACUGCUGCUUACGAGCAUAAUUUUCUUUUGAUUGAUGAGAUACCUGGAUUGAUAUCGGCAGGCAUUGAUUUUGAAAUAUAGACUGUUGGAUAAAAUCUUAUCCCAUAUGCCGGGAUGCAUCUCGCCAAUGGAAGGAGUGAUUUGCAUUCAACGCUAUAUGCUAGUUAGUAUUCAAAUCAAACAAGUGCUACUACCCACACGGGGAUCAGCCUUCCGCUUUACCAAAAAAAUAACCGAAACAGCAGCAUGUCAAUCAAAAGAUCAACACAUUAUAGGGCGAAGCAGAAAAUUACACUGCCGUCAAAUUUCUUGUACCGGGUUCUCAUUGACAGCAGCAACGGAAGACCACGAGGAUGAUCCAACGUGCGCUGACGGGCAUUCUUUGGAUUUAGGAGCUGAAGAAAUCUCCUCCCACAAAGUAAAAGCAAAGGAAAAUGCGUUGAGGUGGACUGAUGUACAAGUCCAAAAUCUGGACGUUGCACAGAGGAAUCUCAUUGAAGAGCUGCCUCCAAAAAUGAGCGGAAGAAGUAAGGCUGUUAUCAAACAUAUCAUCUGUAUGACAGGGGAGGAUGACCCAUAUCCGUUGUUGAUGAAAUGGGUCAAGAUCAUGAAGCCCAAAAGAGUAGAUUGGCUUGCAGUUCUCAAGCAGUUGAAUUUGUAUGAUCAUCCUCUUUUCUUCAAGAUAACAGAAAUUGCUCUUAGUGAAGAAUCAUUCGAACCCAACAUUCGUGAUUAUACAAAACUUAUAGAUGCCUAUGCAGUGAAAGGCCAUUUGGAAGAUGCUGAAAGAAUACUUGUGACAGUGGAGGAUAGGGGUUUCAUUUGUGAUGCAGCUAUGUUUACUGUAUUAAUCCGGAUGUACAGUAAAGCAGGCAAUUUCGAAAAGGCAAGAGAUACAUUUGAUAAGAUGAGAUUAUCUGGUCUUCAGCUGGAUCAAAAAGCAUAUGGUGCAAUGAUAAUGGCUUAUGUGAGGGUAGGAAUGCCUGAAGCAGGAGAGUCUUUGAUUAGAGAGAUGGAAGCAAAGGAUAUGUAUGCAGGUAUAGAGGUCUACAAGGCAUUGCUAAAGUUUUUUGCUCGGCAAGGUAAUGCUGUUGGUGCCCAAAGGGUCUUCAAUGCUAUGCAGUUUGCUGGGAUUCUACCAAAUCUCAAUUCCUGCACUCUACUUAUUGAAGCUUAUGCCCAUGCUGGUGACGCAGACCAGGCUAGAGCUGUUUUUGAGAACAUGAUGAAGGCUGGCCACAAGCCAGAUGAUAAAUGUACAUAUUUCAUGGUUUAUGCAUAUGAGAAAAAAAACAUGCUUGGCAAAGCACUAUCAUUGCUAAUGAAUCUUGAAAAAGAUGGAUUCAAGCUAGGGGCUGCUACUUCAGCUCUUUUAAUUGAUUGGCUAGGCAAGUUGGGUUUUGUAGAGGAAGCAGAGCAAAUUUUCCUGGAGAUAACGCAAAUGGGGGAAGUGCCCUCCAAAGUUCUUGUAAGCCUUUGUGAUAUGUAUUCGAGGGCAGGGCUGCAUGAAAAAGCUAUAAAUGCUUUAGAUACCAUGCAAAAUAACCUUCAUGCUUUGAAUUCCCAAGAAUUUGAAAAGCUGAUAAAUGGCCUUUUAGCAGGUGAUCUUGUAGAUCAAGCAAAGAAAAUGCAUGAACAAAUGCAAAUUCAUGGGUUGACUCCUCCAGAAUCUAUCUUACUAUAACUAAUUCAUUGCAGUAAUCGCUAGCCUAAGAAAUCUCACAAAAGGGUCUUUUGACAAGAUACACACAAAAAUCAAGAGACAUUAUGCACUUUCAUACAUUUAUAUCUAAAACUAGACCUAGUGUUUUUGUUGCCA
This is a messenger RNA of Cryptomeria japonica (Japanese cedar), 1841 nucleotides long. Its product is annotated as pentatricopeptide repeat-containing protein At1g01970. Gene Ontology annotation, molecular function: protein binding. The coding region runs from base 129 to 1706 and encodes 525 amino acids. The transcript has 2 exons. Lineage: Eukaryota; Viridiplantae; Streptophyta; Pinopsida; Cupressales; Cupressaceae. The record is from RefSeq and is a predicted model, not a curated record.